This is a messenger RNA of Branchiostoma floridae (Florida lancelet), 1644 nucleotides long. Its product is annotated as toll-like receptor 13. The transcript is spliced from 2 exons. The record is from RefSeq and is a predicted model, not a curated record. Gene Ontology annotation, molecular function: transmembrane signaling receptor activity; protein binding. Gene Ontology annotation, biological process: toll-like receptor signaling pathway; immune response; inflammatory response. Gene Ontology annotation, cellular component: membrane. Lineage: Eukaryota; Metazoa; Chordata; Leptocardii; Amphioxiformes; Branchiostomatidae. The coding region runs from base 1 to 1644 and encodes 547 amino acids.
AUGGAGUCUAAACCCGCUCUUCUCGCAGUCUGCUUAGCUGUGGUUUCCGCGCUCAUCACCCAACAUGGACGGGUUAGAGGACAAUAUGACCCGCCUGUGUGUCAGACAUGGAACUCGACAACUGUGGUGUGUAUAGGGGAAUAUUUUGCAGCCAAUACGUCGGGGCCAGUGAUCCGCAAACCUCUAAAUCAGGUACCUCCCGGUAUCCCAGAGUCUGUCAUCACGGUGGCUCUCAUCGGUAACAACAUCACUCGUAUCGAAACAGAGCACUUCCCAUGGUUAGUCCGGCUGGAGCAUCUAGAUCUCAGUCAUAACGACAUCAACACCGUCAUGCCAUCCGCCUUCCGUGGACUAUCGCGGCUGAGAUUCAUGGAUUUCAGUUACAACCAAAUAGAAAACAUAGCAAAGGAAACAUUUGAAGGUUUGGGCAACCUUACUCACCUAAACCUGGCAUUCAAUGGGAUAGCAGUGAUAGGAGACGCCUUAAACAAUUUGUACGACUUAAAGGAUUUGAAUAUGAGAGGGAAUAGCUUAGCUGUUUUAAACCAAACAGCACUGGGUCCUGUUUUCAAUAGGCUGCAGAGCCUGGACGUUGCAGGCAACCCGUUUCUGUGUGACUGUAACUUACUGUGGUUUGUUGAGUGGGCCAAGGACAAAUACGAUAGGGUGCCAAACUUGUACAACCCUUACCCUGACGUUGGUCGAGGCUGCACGUGUUCUCGUCCAAUACAACUGCGCGGACGACGUUUGAUUGACGGAUUGAUCCAGAAACAACAAUCCGACGACAGAAAGGAUUCUUCGGAGCGUAGGUUUUUUGACACAGUCUGUAGUCAUGGAUUUCGGCCUAACCGCCUCCUGGCUUGUGUGCUCGCCUCUUCCGGCAUCUUCGUUGCCAUGAUGACCAUUUUUCUGGUCGACUACAACAUCGAUCGUGUUCAAUACUACUUAUGGAAGUUGCUGAGACCGAAGAUUGGUGAAGUAGAGAACCAAGAGCCGCCCAGAUUCACGCACGAUGCUUUUAUUGCCUACAACAACCAGGACGUCAUGUGGGUUGUACAUGAAGCAAUACCUAAUCUGGAACCUAACUACAGUUUGGUCAUACACGAAAGGGACUUUAUACCAGGCGCUUUCAUUGCAGAAAACAUCGCGGAUGCCGUGGAAAACUGCCGGAGAACCAUCUGCCUCAUCACCAGGAACUUCCUGAAGAGUAAGUGGUGCGAGUUUGAGUUCCAGCGUGCUCAGCACAUCAUGGUUGACGGGGGAGGGAGGCGUCUCAUCCUGGUGUUUCUGGAGAGGAUUCCUGCCAGGAUGCUGAAACGGUUCCGCCAUCUGAACGCCGUAAUGAAGAGGGACACGUACCUGACGUGGCCGGACGACGUGCGGAAAAGGCCGCUGUUCUGGAAGCGGCUGCGAGACGCUCUGGGCGAUCCUCUACCCCGGGACCCAGAGCCUCAGCAGCAGGUACAAGAUCCGGAAGGGAACACUAAAGAUCAACAAGAACAGGCCCCGGAAAGAAACAUUGUGGAAGUGCAGGUACAUGGCCCCAUGCGGAACGUUCUGGAACAGCAAGAUGAAAUUCUAUUACCAGACCCAGAAGACCUGUGGUUCGGAGAUGGGAAAGAUCGUCCUCUCCUACCACUCUAG